Messenger RNA from Macrosiphum euphorbiae (potato aphid), 1428 nucleotides. The record is from the annotation of a GenBank genome assembly. Lineage: Eukaryota; Metazoa; Arthropoda; Insecta; Hemiptera; Aphididae.
AUGAAAAUUACAUGCGGACCAGCAACAGUACUAACUCAAGAUGAAGAAGAUUUAUUACAAACUUGGAUUAUUGAUAGUUGUAGGAAAGGUUUUCCAAGACGAAAGGAAGACUUAUUAAAUAGUGUUCAGAAAUUCCUGGAAACUAACAAAAGACAAAAUCCUUUUAAAAAUAAUUUGCCAGGCUUUGGGUGGUACAAAGCAUUUAUGAGAAGACACCCAUUAAUUUCUGUACGUACUAGUGAACAUGUCACAUCAGCGAAUGCAUGUAUCAGUGAAACAGAUAUCAAAAAAUGGUUUUCUGAAGUUCAUCUAUAUUUAGUAGAAAAUGGUUUGAAUGAAAUAUUAGAAGAUCCAACUAGAGUGUUUAAUGGAGAUGAAACUGGCUUUUCAUUAUGUCCCAAGAAUAAAACUGUUCUAGCUUCUAAGAUUUACAAAUUGUUAAGUGGUUGUACUGAUAAUGUUUUAAAUGAUAAUGAGAACUGUACUACAAAAGCCUGUACAAAUAAUUCAUGCAAAGAAAUUGAUGACGAUAAUGUAAUUUUAGUUCCUGAAGAAAUUAAUGAAGAUAAUGUAAUUUUAGUUCCUGAAGAAAUUAAUGAAGAUAAUGUAAUUUUAGUUCCUGAAGAAAUUAAUGAAAGCUUUUGGGAUAGUAGUGAUAUAGUUGAAGAUAUGAUAUUAGAAAAGAAAACUAAUCAAGAGGAGAUGACUAUGAGUGUAGAAGAAACCCCAAAUUUGUUCUUAAAUAUUAUUAGUGAAAAUCAGAAUAUCCAAGAUGAAAUGGAAAUAGAGGGAGCUUUAGAGACACCAAGAACUAUAAAUAAAAAAGUAUUUAAAAUAUCUCCUCUACAAUCAUGUCUUGUUUGGCCAGUCACUCCAGAAAGAAAGGGAAAACGUUCUACUGAAAGAAUACCGUAUGUUAUAUCAUCAGAAAGUUGGCAGAAUAUACAACAGACUAAAGCAGAAAAGAAAAGAAAAAUUGAGAUGGAAAAAGAAGACAGAAAAAAAUAUAGAAUUGAAAACAGGUUGAAGAAGAGUAGUUUAACUGGAAAAUCUCUUAAAAAACAACCAACUCGUGUCGAAAAGUUAAAGGUUGCAAGAAAUAUAUUUCCUGAAAAAAUCAUUAAAAAAAAAAUACCAACUGAAACUAUAACUAGUGAAGCAUUAGCUAAACAAAUUGAUAACCAUAAAAAUGUAGUGUUAUUUAAUGUUGAUGAUGAUGAGAGUGUUAAUGAUGUAAUAACUUAUGUUACAGUAGGACUGUGUUUUAGCUGUGGAAAAAACUUAAGCGAAAUAUCAAAAGGUGUUGAUUGUACUUUUUGUUCCCAUAUGUACCAUUUGAAAUGUUUAACCAAAGAUGAAUUCUGUGAUUUAGGUGUAGGAGAAUCAUUUCUAUUUAUUUGCAAACCGUGCCAAAACCACUUAAAGUAG